AUGGGUGCUUUUAAUUAUAAUGAUAACUCUAUCGAGGGCGAUGUUUACAUUCAGAGAUUAUCAACAUAUGUCAGAAGAAAUGAAGAAGCAUUGGCCAACGGCCUAAUGUGCUUCUCAAAGAACCGGACAAAUCCAAAUAUCAAGCCACUUAGAUUGAGCUUUACUAUUCAUCAUCUUUAUUACAUUACAGAGAGAAUCGAGUCAUCCCCGCUCGGAGUUGACGUUGGUCCUCUUAAUAUUAAACUUGAUAAUCCCAAUCACGUACCCACUUUUAUUUCAUUCAUGGCAAACAAUGCCAGGUCAUCAAGACAUUUUGAUAGUGAUGCCAAGUCUAUCACUUCGAUCAAUUCUAUGCGGUCCAUCGUAUCGAGUGCGUCCGUGUACUGGAGAUCAUUUGCAUUCAGUAAAGAUCCGAAAGUUAUCAAUAAGGAUUUGAGAUAUUUGUAUUCGUCCUUUACAAAGGUUCCAUGCUUAAUUUUAACACCUAAGACCAAAAUAAACAGCAUUACUUCUUAUGAGGAGUAUCCUUGUGACACGUCAGUUCCGGUAAAAAUGUUCAAAAAUUUACAGGUAUUGGAGCUUGUCGAUUACGAACCUAAUGAAAUUUUUGGUUGGAAUAUAUUAAGUGAACAAUUAAGAGUAUUGAUUAUUAAAGAUUCAAAAAUCUCUGACAUUGGGGAAAUCUUAUUUAAUUUAGUCAUAGAUGAUGAAAGUGGAAGAUCAUCUUUUAACUUCCAUAAGCCUUCAAGAAAGCAAACACAAGAUGCUGAUACUUCAUAUAUGGAUAACGACCAUCCACCUUUUAAUCAUAAUAGCAGGCAUAAUGUUAAAAGAGAAAGAGAUAAAACAACUGGAGCUGGCUCCGCACCCAAAGAUUUAUUGUACAGCGAUACAAAUUUAUCGAGAUUUGGUCAAGAUAACACUACGGAAUCGCCUACCAAAGACUAUUAUUCGUUAACGGAUGGGAAGUGGUCGGUGUUGAAACAAUUAACAAUUUCAGAAACUUCCAUAACCUCCAUACGUCCAUACGUCUUUAAACCUUUAGGAAAUUUGGUUAAAUUGAAUUUAUCAAAUAAUUUAUUGGAAAGCUUACCAGAAGGUUUAGACCAAUUGCAUAACAUUAAAUAUCUUAACUUCGCUGAUAACUAUAUUACUGAUCUAAAAGCUUUACCGAAAAACCUUAAGUAUUUGUCCACUAUGAACUUCAAUAAUAAUAAGUUGGAAAGCUUGGAGGGAUUAGAAAAUUUGUGCUCGUUGGAAAAAAUUGACUUCAGAAGAAAUGAAUUAAAAGAAAUCAAAAGCUUAAAGCCAAUCAUUUUACAAUUUAUAAAAAACCCCGAGAAAUUCGAUAAUGUUUAUCUAGCAAAUAACGCUUUGCCUAAGAAUUAUAGAAUCGAGUUAUUUAACUUAUUUAACGGAGUCAAGUAUAAGAAUAGUAUGAAAAUAGAUGACUCGAGGCCUGGAUACUUUGAAAGUGCGCUAUUAUUAGACGCGGAAUCUGCCUUUAAAUCUUUGGAAAAACUAUUUGGUUAUAUUAAUGACACAAAUAAAUCCACAAAAGAACAAUCCCUUCCCCCAAUAUCGACAAAAGUAUUUGCUGAGUUCGAAAAAGAUAAAGGAAGAGAUACCGAAAUUCAAACCCUUCUUGAUCCUUUAGCCACAAUGAACCUAAUUUCCGAGAACGAUGACAAUAUGAAACCCAGAAAAGUUGACAUAUCUCAUAUAAUGAAUAUGAGCACAAUGUCGCCUAUUUUACUGUCCGACUCAACUAGUAUUGUUUCUGCGUCAUCGAAGCUUCCAACACCCAAUUCGCCAUUGUAUAACAAUCAAAACCUAACUAAUAAGCAACACACUCCUGACACUACUUAUACGGCCAAGCCAACUAUAUCAACGCAAACAGUAAGUGUAAGCUCCACACCUCCCGUACCAACUUCAUUGAAAAGGUCUACGACCUUAAACCAAUUAGACAUAGAAUCGCCAUCAUCCAACAAUGCGGCUCCAGGUAUUAUAACUAAUGUUCAAGUUACUGCCAGAAUGAGUACGUGA
Messenger RNA from Debaryomyces hansenii CBS767, 2046 nucleotides. RefSeq lists its product as uncharacterized. NCBI's taxonomy places the organism in Eukaryota, Fungi, Ascomycota, Pichiomycetes, Serinales, Debaryomycetaceae. The transcript has a single exon. The record is from RefSeq and is a predicted model, not a curated record. The coding region runs from base 1 to 2046 and encodes 681 amino acids. Gene Ontology annotation, molecular function: protein binding.